This is a messenger RNA of Paramuricea clavata, 2046 nucleotides long. The record is from the annotation of a GenBank genome assembly. Lineage: Eukaryota; Metazoa; Cnidaria; Anthozoa; Malacalcyonacea; Plexauridae.
AUGGAAAGGGAGUCUGGGUUAACAAAAGCUCCAGUGCUUUUCCCUUUUCUGAUCGAGGAGCCGAAAUCUGCUCACCAAGACGCCUUUCAUCUGACUGGUGUAAUGACAAAGUGGUCUGAAAAGCAAUCACGAUUGAUCAAGGAUGCUUUUCCGCCGAACAAAAAUGUGCUGCACGACAGAGAGCGAAUUUUGAAAGGGUUUCACAGUACAAGUCAUAAGGAGGCCAAGAAUUAUUCGUGUCCAAAUAUCGUGGAUAUGAGUAGCAUCAUUUUUUGCCAUGAUAGUCAUGUAAGCAAGAACAGCAGGCCACGCAGGAUUAUAAAUGGAUUUUUCCCCAACAAGAUACGAAGCACCCAGGCGAGUCUGGUAAAUGAUGGAGCAAGUCAAAACAGGGGUCGAACCGCGGUCCAGUCACAGGUAUGUCAGUAUAAAAAACGCCAUGCCCAUGGUCUCAGUGUAUUUAAAGCGCACAAGUUGUUACAAAUCUGUUCACAAGCUGUCGACAAGUUGUGUUCGCACUGCUUGUUCCCAGUUGUUCUAACAAGUUUGGAACAAGCUGUUAACAACUUGUAACAAUCGUGAUGGCAUUAUCAAACUUGUUACAAGGUUGUUCUAACAAGGUUGUUCUAACAAGUCUGAUACAGUCAUGCUAUAACAAGGAUGUUACAAGGGUGACUGCUAACUCUCAUCCUGGCUUUAGUGCGGGAAACUGCAGUAUACCCGGAUGAAAGUUGUAGUAUUUGGCAGAGUGCAACGACCACUUUCCUCACAUACGACUGAAGAGGGUCUACCAUCUCAUAUGCUUUUGUUCAAAAGGAGAAAACUCGUAGAUAAAGAUCGACUGCCUUUAAUUGAGCGCAUAUUAAAAUUUGCAACAGCGCCAAAUGAGUUUCCUGCCAAGGCCCAAGAGCUCAUCCCAUAUUUGAAUGUUAAUCCUUGUUCCAACAGAACAGCGACAUUAUUUGUUUUGUACUUGGGUUUGUUUAUUCGUUACAGAGAACCAAUAAUGCCAGACAUAAUUGAACACAAAAGCGCAAUAUGUAGGACUGUACAUUGACUUGCUCUCGUAACGCUUAUUGAAACCCUACAAUUGAUACAUGUUUUGCUAUAUUUGAAAAUAUCUCCGAAACUAUUACAGCCUAUCCAUUAAAGUGCACCUAACCUCAAUUCUUUUAACAUCUCAUUCCUAAGAACCUUUGAAAUGAUAUUGUAACUUAUUUUGAAGAUUUUCGUUUGCACAUUUUGUCUCUGAGUUAUUUCAGUUUUAUUGAUAUCAUGAUAUGCAAAUGCCCGGAAUUUACGUCACAUAUGAAUAAUGACUGAUCAAAGAAUGUAAGGUACAGUUAAAUAUCAUGAAAUAAAAAGGCUAACUGGUGUUUUACAUAGGUAUAUGUAAUCCUCCCACAACUCCAAACUUCAUUUGAAUGAAUUCAACUCGAUAGUGAAUACGAUAUACAAGCUUUUACUUUAAAUCAUUCUGCAUUUGUGACGUAAAUUCCGGAUAUUUGCAUACCAGAGAAACUGAAAUAUCUCAGAAACAAAGUGAGCAAACGAAAAUCUUCAAAAUAAGUUAUUACAUCAUUUCAGAAGUUCUUAAGAAUGGGAUGAUAAAAAUAAUUGAGUUUAGGGCAUUUUAAUUUUUAUGCUCAUUUAAAAUGUACUAUUCCGAUAUAGGAAACUCUAUUGGAAGACCUGAGAUUUCAUUUUAUUUUUUCAAAGGUUGGGAUGUGUUUAGGAGGAAAAAAAGAUUCAGCAAAUUUAACGGGAUUGAGAGGAAACCAUCAGUCGAAAACGAGGUUUCUUCAUGGACCAAAUUCAAGCACAUGUCAUCCCGAGGACCGCUUUGAUGUUUGCGGUUCGCAUUGGCCAGUACGAAAUGCUUCACCAUCACCAUGGUUACAGAGAUAUAAAAUCAAAAAGAGGGCAACCACGUCAUAUGCUUUGCAAAAGUCAGCCCAAAAUGAGGAAGGAAUCGAGAGCAGGCCAAAAAAACGGAGUCAGGUCUAUAUGAACUUAUCAAAUGCUGUGAUUUUGGAUGCAUUUUGA